AUGACAGUCAAGAGGCAAAAAAAGCCAAGAAAACCACUCAUUAUCAAUGCCUUCGACAUGGCAACCCCAGGUUUGCAAAGUCCUGGUUUGUGGAAACAUCCAAAGGAUAGAUCACGUGACUAUAAUACAAUCGAAUACUGGGUCCAUUUAGCCAAAUUAUUAGAAAAGGGUAAAUUUAAUGCUUUAUUCAUUGCUGAUGUAUUGGGACCCUAUGACGUUUACAACGGUCCAAGAAACUUGACAGCCGCAGCAAAAGCAGGAGCUCAAUGGCCAAUUAACGAGCCUACAGCUGUGGUUUCUGCAAUGGCUGCAGCUACCAAGAAUUUGUCAUUUGCCGUUACUUCAAGUACUAUUAGUGAAGCGCCAUAUCAUUUUGCAAGAAGGUUAGCUACUUUAGACCAUUUGACAAGAGGAAGAGUUGGUUGGAAUAUUGUUUCUUCGUAUUUGGAUACUGCUAGCAGAAAUCUUUUGAAUGGAGAGCCAUUGCCUCCACACGAUGAAAGGUAUGACAAGGCACAGGAAUACUUGGAAGUAAUUUACCAGUUGUUUUUGUCUUCUUGGGCCGAUGACGCGGUAAAAUUGGAUACUGAAAAGGGAAUUUUUGCCGAUCCUGAAAGAAUUCGCGAGAUAAACUACAAUGGGAAAUACUUUAAAGUUCCAGGUCCCUUUAUUUCUGAACCUAACCCGUAUCAGAGAAUACCUGUUAUUUUGCAAGCUGGUUCAAGCUCCAAAGGUUUGGAGUAUGCAGCAAAAAAUGCCGAAGCCGUGUUUCUUAGUGGUCCGACUCUUGGUGGUUUGAAAUCCCAAAUUGAGAAAUUGAACGCAUUAAUCAAAAAAUUUGGAAGAAAUCCAGAUGAUGUAAAGAAAGUGAAGUUGGCAACGGUGAUAGUAGCGCCCACACACGACGAAGCUAUUGAGAAAUUCCACGAGUAUAAAAAGUAUGCUGAUACUGAGGGUGCACAAGCACUAUUUGGUGGUUGGACAGGUAUAGAUUUAGGUGACUAUGACUGGGAUCAGGAAUUAGAUCAAGUUGAAAGCAAUGCGGUAAGGAGUAUGGCAGAAAUGUGGACAAAGCCGUUCCCGGGAGAUCCGCCGGAUUUGAAAAAAACUAGACAAUACAUUGCCGAAAAAGUUUCAGUUGGUGGUAGUGGUGUUUUAUUUGUUGGUUCACCUACUGAAAUUGCCGACGAAAUUGAAAAUUGGGUUGAUGCAACUGGUGUUGAUGGGUUUAACUUCACAUAUGCAAUAACACCGGGAACGUUUGAAGAUAUUGUUGAAUUAUUGAUUCCAGAAUUGCAAAGAAGAGGUUUAGUAUGGGACGACUACCCAAAGGAAGAAUUGACUUUUAGAGAAAACUUAUAUGGUAUUGAAGGAGAAGAACCAACUUAUUUAAAGCCUGAUCAUCCGGCUUAUAAUCUCAGAUGGAGAAAUGAAGAAUCUAAACAAGAGUUUGAAGAGAAACUAAGUAAAGCCUUGAAGGAACGAUUUGGUAAAUAA
This is a messenger RNA of Lodderomyces oxycetoniae, 1497 nucleotides long. RefSeq lists its product as uncharacterized. The record is from RefSeq and is a predicted model, not a curated record. The transcript has a single exon. The coding region runs from base 1 to 1497 and encodes 498 amino acids. NCBI's taxonomy places the organism in Eukaryota, Fungi, Ascomycota, Pichiomycetes, Serinales, Debaryomycetaceae. Gene Ontology annotation, molecular function: oxidoreductase activity, acting on paired donors, with incorporation or reduction of molecular oxygen; monooxygenase activity.